GAGAACACACUAUCCACUCUUUGUAGCCUAGAGAGAAAAAUUGCAGGACAAUGAAUCUCUCGGGGAUGAAGCUUUGCGGGUGCAUCGCUUUGCUGCCGUCGUCUACGUUGGCGUUCUUUCUCAAGAAUCUGGCACGGAGCGAGCCCAGAAACAGCGCGUUGCUUCCGGAGCUGGAACGCCUGAUCGCGGCGUCCGAUUCCGGCAUCGAUGGCUCGUACGAAGAAAGCAUCAAGGACACGAUGGUCGAGAUCAGCAAAUCGCGCGAGGGAGACCAGCGCGAAUCCCUGCCCGGAAGGUGGGAACUCAUUUUCACGACGGAAAAGGAGGUCAACUUUUUCAAGACGUCCUGGCCCUUUGCAGAGGUCUCUCUCAUCACCCAGCGAUUGGAUAUAACGGACGAGAAGUUUGUCAACAACGUCAUCGGAUUCAAAGGGGGUGCCGAAUUCGCCGUGACGGGUUCUGCGGGCCCGGUGGACGGAGACGACGAGUACGAUCGCGUAGCGUUUGAGUUUACCAGCGCGAAAGCUGUUGUUUGGGGGGUAGAAAUCUCUCUUCCUCCGCUUGGCACGGGCUGGUUUGAUACGAUGUAUUGCGACGACACCUAUCGAUUGAGCCGCGAUUCGAGGGGAGACUGGAGCGUCUUUAAGCGAAUAGGUUAGCAUUAACUUUUAAGAACCUUCGCAACCGACACUAAACCCAAUAGUAGGAUUUUCGAAACAAUGGUCCAAAGCAUAGCACCCUGAAGAAGUUGUCAUUUCCGGAGCAUCUACAUAGAAAGUUGAAGUGCCAGGCAUGCAUUAAAAAUAAGAAUCGCGGGUGAAGUGGAUGAUUCUGUAUUGUAAAAAUAGUAUGAAUGCUGCACUCUCGAAAGCUUUCCGUUGUGCAGUGAAAAGUACUAUUAUUUGGAUAUCCAGCAGCUGGCUGCCAUUCCUUUCGCUCGUCAGGCAAGAUCUACGGGUUGCAUUUCAUCGUCCGCGACACCCCGUAACUGCGUUCGGUCCAAUCCUUGUAUGUAGGAUUCCAACCUGUGGUGCUUCAGCAUGCUCAUACUCAGGAGCACGUCGUGCAUCGACCAGAGCAGGGAUUCCCGCAGAGCUUCCCUUCCCCCCUUUUUCAGGUUCCCCACCUCGUGGAUGCUACAGAUGCAUCCCAGUCGCCGCGGUCGCACAAGGUAUGCCCUCCCCGGAAUGGCUAGCUUCUCUUCUUCGCCCUCGCUUCCGUGGGCAUGGCUCUGCAACCCAGACACGGUCAUGCUCAUGGUGUCCGAUACCCACCCCAGCUGCUU
Messenger RNA from Pseudo-nitzschia multistriata, 1285 nucleotides. Lineage: Eukaryota; Bacillariophyta; Bacillariophyceae; Bacillariales; Bacillariaceae. The record is from the annotation of a GenBank genome assembly.